Molecule: messenger RNA, 1241 nt
Organism: Podarcis raffonei (Aeolian wall lizard)
Lineage: Eukaryota; Metazoa; Chordata; Lepidosauria; Squamata; Lacertidae
Gene: ACKR1
Product: atypical chemokine receptor 1 (Duffy blood group)
Exons: 2
Coding region: 130-1059 (309 amino acids)
Biological process (GO): chemokine-mediated signaling pathway; inflammatory response
Cellular component (GO): membrane
Molecular function (GO): chemokine binding
Source: RefSeq, a predicted model, not a curated record
UGAGCACACAUUUCUUGUUUUUCUUUCCACCUUCCUUAUCUUAUAAGAACAUUCGCUCGCCUCUCGCAGGCAGUCGGGUCAACAACAGCAUCACCCUCACAAGACACAGCCUGGCUCUGCAUCACAACCAUGGGCAAUUGUGUGAAUAUGGACAGGAGCCCAAGCCAUGUCCUGGAAUCUGCUGACUUUGCAGACCUGCUGGCCACCUGGACCGAGUAUUAUCCCUACGAAGACACCACGCUCGCUGACAGCGCUCUCCCUGCGCCGUGUUACAGCACAUUUUGCUCCUCGGUCGGCGGCAUCAUCCCAACGUUCCUGGUGGUGGCCGGCACUUUGGGCAUCCUCGGCAGUCUCGCCCUGGCCAUCGCCUUGGUCAUGUGCUUCCGGCUCUGGGAGCAAACCGGGCUCAUUCUCACAACGCUGUCAACUGCCCUCUUUGCCACCAUCUUGCCGUUUUUCGCAGCGGGGAUCAGCUGGGGCUGGACUUUUGGGAACGGGCUCUGCCAGGCGGCACAGGCCAUGAAGUAUGGGUGCCAGUUUGCCCAGGGGCUCUUGGUGGCUGCCUGUGUGUGUCCAACGCCCAAGGCCGCCCUUCCUGGCUGCCUCUUUCCUCUCGUUCUCUGGGUCACAGGCUUCCUGCUUGCAAUCCCCGUAGCCGUGAUCCAUGGCACAGGGAAAGACGGGGAAGCAAUAUGUGCCCUGAGACAGGCACCUGAGCUGCUCUGGUGGUCUCUCACUCACAUCAUCUUCUGGAUAGCUGUUUUCUACAUCCUCCCAGCAGGGGUCGCUCUGGCCAAGGUGGCGCUGAAGUGGGAGAGGGCUGGGUGGCACCCGCCCGCGGUCGUCACUUGGCUCUUCUACCUUCUCUGGGCGCCGUAUGGAGUGGCCCUGAUCCUGGACAAGCUGCUGCAGAUGAACUUGCUCACCCAUACUUGCAGCUUGCAAGAGCAUCUCAGCUACUUCCUGGGGCUAUCCGAGGGGCUGGGGGUCCUGCACUGCAUUCUGUGCCCCUUCUUAGUUCUAGGGAUGGUCAUCCGUCACCGAAGGGCUGCCCAAUGAGGCAGGCAAUAAAUUCAGGAGGGGGGGUGUGUCCAACUACAAUCAACAGAGCUUUAAUCUACAGAUCAUUUUGUAUCUGCUUCUGCCUCUGCAACAAAGCCUGGAGGGUGGCGGACUUCCUUAGAAUUUCCUAGUAGCCAAGCUUGCUGAAUAAAUAAAGUUUGGCAGUCAGGCAAUCCCAA